AUGUGGAAAUGCCAUCUGAAAUAUGGGGAUAAGGUUCGAUAUGGGCCUAACCGAAUUAUGUUCAAUAACGUGGCGGCACUGAAAGAUAUUUAUGCAAUCGGGGCCAAUGUCAAAAAGGCAACAGCAUAUACUUCCUUGGGCCGUCGAUCACCAAAUACGCUUACUUUGCGGGACAAGAAGCAGCAUGCUAGCCGGCGUCGAAUUAUCAGCCAGGGUCUGUCAGACUCAGCAUUACGUACAUAUGAAGAGACAAUUGAUAAGCACAUCGAUAACUUCAUUGAAAGGCUUAGCAAAGGAGAUACAGCAAACAUAGAGAGCACACCCACUGGGACAUGGUCUGUUUCCAAGAAUAUGGCUCGUUGGUGUGAAUACCUCGCGUUCGAUAUUACAGUAGACGUUGUUUUUGGUGACCAAUUUGAAAUGAUUUCAAAGGCAAACAAUCGACCUGUCCUUGAAGCCAUAGCAGUAUCUAGCAAACGUGUGGGAGUGCUGAUGCAGAACCCUGAACUCAAGGGCAGCUUCCUAGACAAAUUGCUAUUUCAAAAAGGUAUAGUGGCUCGUCGGAAACUGCUUGGUUUCGUGGAUCGAAUGUUGAAAAACAAAAAUGAACAACACCGUCCUGCACAGCAAAAUGUACUCACCAUGCUUCUCAAUGGAAAAGACCAGACGACAGGGGAAAUGCUGUCGCCAUCUGUGGUGUUGGCUGAAUCAACAACUUUGAUUGUUGCUGGGACGGACACAACAGCCACAGCACUGUCGGCAUUUUUUUUCUAUGUAAGUCGCUCGCCUACGGCUUACGAAAAAGUCAGUAAAGAAAUUCGCACAACAUUCAACUCCGUGGACGAUAUCAAAAAUCGACAGAAGUUGAACAGUUGCCUCUACCUGCGCGCCUGUAUUGACGAAGCUAUGCGCAUGUCCCCUUCGGUUGGUAGCAGCCUCUGGCGCGAGGUGGAGAACGAGGGCAUGACUGUCGACAAGGAUAUCAUUCCGGGCGGCUAUGACGUUGGAGUUGCCAUCUAUAGCAUCCAUCACAAGGACGACUAUUUCCCGCAACCGUUCAGCUUUAUCCCGGAGCGCUGGACUCCUGACGGCAAGCAGUAUACUCGCGAGUCUGUUGAGCUGGCACGGGCGGCGUUCAAUCCAUUUUCCAUUGGGCCACGUAGCUGUGUUGGUAAGGGUCUCGCAAUGUUCGAAAUGACACGCAUUUUAGCCACCACCCUCCUUCUAUAUGACUUCCGGGUGGUGGGCGGACCGGAAGGGAGGUUGGGUGAAGGCUCGCCAUUGGCAGGUUGGGGCAGAGACCGGCAAAACGAGUUGCAACUCUGUGACCAUGUGACAAGUGCGACCACAGGGCCUCUGCUCCAGUUCAAGCGACGUGACAAUCACGCGUCCGCAUAA
Messenger RNA from Ophidiomyces ophidiicola, 1398 nucleotides. RefSeq lists its product as uncharacterized. The record is from RefSeq and is a predicted model, not a curated record. The transcript has 5 exons. The coding region runs from base 1 to 1398 and encodes 465 amino acids. Lineage: Eukaryota; Fungi; Ascomycota; Eurotiomycetes; Onygenales; Onygenaceae. Gene Ontology annotation, molecular function: heme binding; iron ion binding; monooxygenase activity.